AUGGCCGACAAGGACAGCGUGGAGAAGUACCUGGAGAACAACCCUCAGUUCGCCAAGGAGUACUUUGACAAGAAGGUUCGGCCGGAGGUGAUCACCGCCGCCUUUGCGGAGAACUUCAAGGCCGAAGGCUCGUUCAACGAGGUCGCACAGAUCCAGGAGGCUAAUAUCAUCUUCGACCUGGUCAAGGCCAUGCAGUCCGAGACUGUGAUGGAGAAGGCCAUGCACAAGGCCAUCCAGAGACUAUGCCUGCUGGUGAACGCAGACCGCUGCAGUUACUUCAUCCUGAGGGCCCGAAACGGCAUCCCUGAGCUUGCCACCAUCUUGUUCGACAUCACCCCCACCUCCAAGUAUGAAAGCAAUUUGGUGAACCCCUCUGCCGAAAUUGUCUUCCCUACCGAUAUGGGUAUUGUUGGACAUGUUACCACUUCCAAAAAGCAAAUCAACGUUCCUGAUGUCUCAAAGAAUCCAAAAUUCAGUGACUUUGUUGACAAGCAGACAGGAUACGCAACCAAAAACAUGCUCAUCGCCCCCAUCAUGCAUGCUAAGGACGUGCUGGGCGUCAUCACAGCACUGAAUAGGGUUGGUGGUACUGAAUUCACCAAGACAGAUGAAGAGUUCUUCACCAAAUAUAUGAGCUUUAUCACCGUCAUCGCUCUUCAGCAUCACAUCAACUACCAGUGGAAUGUGGAAUUACGAAAGGCCAAUGUUCUUCUUCACUCGGCCAGCAAAGUCUUUGAAGAACUUACAGAUAUUGAGCGACAGUUCCACAAAGCCCUUUACACAGUGCGAGUCUGGCUAAACACCGAACGCUAUUCUGUGGGUCUUUUGGACAUGACUAAAGAGAAGGAGUUCUACGAUGAGUGGCCAGUGAAACUGGGAGAGGUGGAACCAUACAAAGGCCCCAAGACUCCAGAUGGAAGGGAAGUGAACUUCUACAAAAUCAUUGACUACCUCUUAGAAGGCAAAGAGGAAAUCAAAAUCGUGCCGAACGUUACCCCAGACCAUUGGGCUCUAGUUAGUGGACUCCCCACCUAUGUGGCUGAAAAUGGCUUUAUUUGCAACAUGAUGAACGUCGCCGCAGACGAGUACUUCACAUUCCAGAAAGAAGCUGUGGAUGAAACAGGCUUCGUCAUCAAGAAUGUGCUGUCCCUGCCCAUUGUCAACAAGAAAGAAGAAAUUGUGGGUGUGGCAACCUUCUUCAACCGCAAAGACGGCAAACCAUUCGACGAGCCCGACGAGCAGAUCACUGAGGCCCUCACCCAGUUCCUGGGCUGGUCCGUGUUGAACUGUGACACCUACGACAAGCUGAACCGCACCGAGUGGCGCAGGGACAUCUACCAGGAGAUGCUCAUGUACCAGACCAAAGCCAACAACACAGAUGUGCAGUCCAUCCUGAACACAGUGGAAAAGUUGGGCAGUACACCAGAGGAAUGCGACCUAAAGGAGAUGUACAAACUUCUGAGGUCCAACAUCCCAGAGGCUAAAGAUUGUCAUAUUUUGGAGUUCAGCUUCAGUGACCUUCCUGUAACUGAGUUUGACCUCAUUACAUUCGGCAUCCGCUGCUUCUUUGAGCUCAACGUGAUUGAGAAGUUCAAAGUGCCACCUGAGAUCCUCACCAAGUGGAUGUACACAGUGAGAAAAGGUUACCGUGACAUCACUUACCACAACUGGAGACAUGGCUUCAACGUAGGGCAGACCAUGUUCUGUCUUCUGCAGACGGGCAAGCUGAGAAAAUACUACACCGAUCUGGAUGCCUUCGCAAUGGUGGCGGCUGCUUUCUGCCACGAUAUCGACCACAGAGGAACCAACAACUUGUACCAGACCAAGAGUGCAUCUCCCUUGGCCAGGCUCCAUACUUCCUCUAUUCUUGAGAGGCACCAUCUGGAGUACAGCAAGACCCUGAUGGCUGACGAGCAAGUCAACAUCUUCCAGACCCUGCAGAAGCGUCAGUUUGAGACCGUGCAGCACUUGCAUGAUGUCUGCAUCAUUGCCACUGAUCUGGCUCUGUACUUCAAGAAGAGAACAAUGUUCCAGAAUAUUGUUAACGCCACAGAAAACAUGCCGGAGGAAGAAGCAAAGAGCCACAUCUCCAACAACCCCACCAGGAAGGAAAUCAUCAUGGCCAUGAUGAUGACAGGAUGUGACUUGUCGGCUAUCACCAAGCCUUGGGAGGUGCAGAGUAAGGUGGCUCUGAUGGUAGCAGCUGAAUUCUGGGAGCAGGGUGACCUGGAAAGAACUGUCCUUGAACAGGAGCCCAUUCCCAUGAUGGACAGGAACAAAGCUGCAGAGCUUCCCAAAAUGCAGUGCGGUUUCAUCAACUUUGUGUGCGCAUUUGUGUACAAGGAAUUCUCCAGAUUCCACAAGGAAAUCACACCCAUGUUUGAUGGCCUCAAUAACAACCUCACACACUGGAAGGCGCUUGCUGAUGAAUACGAAGCCAAGAUGAAGGCCAUUGAAGAUGAGAAGAAGAAACUGGAAGAGGGAGACAAGAAAGACGAAGGUGCCGAAGGUGGGAAGUCCAAAACCUGCUCGGUCUCGUAA
Sardina pilchardus (European sardine) is the source of this 2541-nucleotide messenger RNA. It is a transcript of the gene pde6c, whose product is annotated as phosphodiesterase 6C, cGMP-specific, cone, alpha prime. The record is from RefSeq and is a predicted model, not a curated record. The coding region runs from base 1 to 2541 and encodes 846 amino acids. Gene Ontology annotation, biological process: signal transduction; visual perception. NCBI's taxonomy places the organism in Eukaryota, Metazoa, Chordata, Actinopteri, Clupeiformes, Clupeidae. The transcript has 22 exons. Gene Ontology annotation, molecular function: 3',5'-cyclic-nucleotide phosphodiesterase activity; protein binding.